AUGUGUGACUACAUAAAAAAUAACAAGAGUUCACAAGUGUACUGGUUAAAAGAAAAUUUAAAUGCUCUGAAUGUUAAAAUAACAAUAAAGUCCCAAAGAAAUAUAGCAUUGUUACCAAGUUUCGAACAUUAUGUUAACUUAUUAGAGGGUGAAAAUAUACCAAAUACUAUUAACAAUGAGGCUCAAGAAUUUACUUUUAAAUGGCAAGAGAAAGUUUUUAGUCAGCAUGACUAUCAAAAAUACAGUAAUAUCCAUAAUUGUAUCACAGAACUGGAUACUAAGUUAUACGAGAUGAUAGCAAACAAUGAUAAAACACCACAAAAAGUUUUUACUUAUAUACAUGAAGAAUUUGUACUACCAUUACCAGUAGUAGAUGUUUCUUUAAGUGAAGGACUGCUGAAUAUUAAUUCAUGUAUGCAAAAAGUAAAAUUAAAUGAUAAACUGGAGACUGUUGGUGGUAAAACUAUUUCAAGACAAAAUUUAUUUAAGAGCAAUGAUACUCUUUCUAAUGAAGAGGACUGCUGGGUUGCUAUGCAUAUAUUUUAUGAUAAUUCUGAAUAUGAUGAGGAGGUGAAUACAAUUUACAGGGAAGAAUGUCUCCUCUUAUCCCUAUUUUACCAUCCUGGGUAUAAUUACCUGAUGGUAUCGCCAGAUAUCAAUAUUUUAGACUCCUAUGUUGUAGAGGCAUCUUCAAGAAUGCUUGAUUUGGAAUAUUUGGUGGAUAUAGACUUCGGUCUGACAUGUUGUGGUGACGACCUGGUGGAAUUUCUUGCCCAAUUGUACAAGAAAUUAGAAGAGAAGAAGAAAGCAAUAAUUAAUUUUGCUAAACCAUCUCUUGGAAUCAGGAAAUGUUAUGUGUUCUUCGAAAUAGCGACGGCACAACAUUUUGAUAUGGAUAACAUAUACAUUGAAUACAAUAUUAAGAUUCCAGAUAACAUACAAUGUAAAAGCGAUCUUACGGGGAGGACCCAUGUCUCAAGAUCGCUUAGCGACGAAGACAUACAAGUGUGGACAUACGGACAUAAUAUUGACUUAGAACUAGAUGUGAAUACAGGCAUCGAUCAACCACACAUAAAGAUAUACUUCGAAGCAAUAUCGCAAGAUCGUUGGGGCCGACAGAGGACUGAGGGCUAUAGCUAUCUCACUCUGUUGCUUCAGCCCGGGUACUAUACCGACCAUCUGUCUUGCUCUCGCCCAGAGGAACUGAAUGAGAUAGACGCUGAGAGCCGGCGAUUCUUCGUCGGAGGUUGUAAUCUCAUUCACGAUAUGGAAGUGAUUGAGAAACCACAGUUAUAUGCAACCAACUUCAGAUUCGUGUCUACUGGAGCAAUAAAAGUUACUUGGACCACUAUGAUACAAUCUCAUUUCCCUGGCAGUCCGUCAACAGAAACCCUGUACCCUGGUGUUUCAUUACUGCAGGGCGCUGACGAUGUGUUAAAGCAGUAUAAACGAGCUAAGGCUACACUGGAUGCAGCCACUAGAAGUAUUAGUGAAUCUGACUCAGAUUAA
Molecule: messenger RNA, 1509 nt
Organism: Leptosia nina
Lineage: Eukaryota; Metazoa; Arthropoda; Insecta; Lepidoptera; Pieridae
Source: the annotation of a GenBank genome assembly